Molecule: messenger RNA, 3083 nt
Organism: Vigna angularis (adzuki bean)
Lineage: Eukaryota; Viridiplantae; Streptophyta; Magnoliopsida; Fabales; Fabaceae
Exons: 2
Coding region: 307-2661 (784 amino acids)
Molecular function (GO): calmodulin binding
Source: RefSeq, a predicted model, not a curated record
UCAACAUCAAAUACUUAUCAAAACCAUAUUCAAAUAACAUCACCUGCCAAACCACAGUUGAGAAUAUACAAAAAGAGAAAACCACAUCAAACUAAAGCAUGCCAAACCAAACCAAGGGGAGAGAAUAUCUCUCUGCUUGUUUGGCUUUCAAGCUUUCAUUCUUUCCUCUUCUUUUCUUUCCUCUCUGAACUUCUUCCUCAUUAGGAAAACAAACCACCUCAAGGAAGGAAAACAGACCAAACCAUAUACCAAACAACUAUAUAUCCUUUAUUCCCACUUAUUCAACCUCUGGUUUAUCCUUCGAAUAUGGUUCAAAGAAAGGUUCCUGGCAAGCUUGGAAUCCAAGCUGAACAUGUUAAAUCAGACAAGAGGUUGGCAAAUAUGAAGCUAUCUUCAUCUCAGCACCAAGAUGGCAAAAGUAGAGGAGCUGAUAUGAAGAAGAAAAUCAGAAAAUCAAGGUCAAUAAACCUUUCUGAUCUUGAGGCUCUUCAAUCAUCAUCAUCAUCACCUUCAAGGAGAAGCUUGUCUCAACCAGGAAAGCCACCCCCUCUUCACACUCCAACCACUGCUGCAUCAGCAUCACCUCAGAAGCAGCAAUCUUUGUUCAGAACAACAGAUGUUUCACCCAAUUACAUGAAGCCAACAAGCAGUUCGCAUGCAAAAAAGGAACUUUUCCCGGUAAGCCACAGGAACUCUCAAUCUGGUUCUGAUUUUAAGAAUCUUCCGAGAAAAUUUUCUACUGAUUCCAAAGCUGCCUGUGCUAAAAAACCUGCCAAAGCCUUGGCAAGGUCGUCUAGUUUGAGUUUGGUCAGAACAUUGACAAAAACCACUACUUUCAAGGCUUCUAGAGCCUGUCCUAGAAAAUCCUCCAGGGCUGUUAUGUGUGCAGAUAUGACUGCACCACAGAGAGCCACUUGUUCUUCAACUUUGAAGGACUCAAAGUUCCCUUCGUACCUCAUGCUUAGCCCUGGGGCAACUGAGUCAGAGGGAACUUCAGCCAUGAAGGUUUGCCCUUACACGUAUUGUUCCCUUAAUGGUCAUCAUCAUGUUGAUUUGCCGCCAUUGAAGAGCUUCAUGUCAGCUAGGAGGCGCCUUCUGAAGACGCAGAAGCGCGCCAAGCUUGAAGCUCUCAGCCCUCGGAGACUGAAGGUUCCCCUUGAGACAGAUAAGAAGGACUCUGAUGUUGAGCAGAACGUUUUUGAGGAAAAACCUGCUUGCGAUGAAAUUGGCAUUGAUAUCUUCAUUGAAAUCUAUGCCAAUGAAAAGGAUGCAACACCAACAGGAGCAGAAGAAAUAGGGAGAAGAGAUUUUCUCAAAGAGAUUGAGGAUCAAGCAGAUAACAAGUCACCAAUUGAAGAUAAUGGCGUAGCAGCAAGAACCGUUGGUUUUCCUUCUCCCUCUGUACGUGAACUUGAUCUUGAGGAGGAUUUGAAAAAGCCCUUUGAUGACGUUGCAAUCGAAGUAGAUACCAACGGCAACUUUCUCCAAGAACAAAGUUCACAAGAUGCAGAUGAAGAUCACCAACCAACUGUCUGGUGUCAUGAAGAAAUGAGCAUGGGAAGCUACUGCAGCGAUGGGGAACAAGACAUGGGGGAUGUUGACAUGGAUGAUUCUGAUUCCAGAACCUAUGAAAUGGAGUGGAAGGAGGAGAUAUUUUGUGGAUUCGAUCACGAAGAGGAUGCUGAUUCUUCUGUUUACACAGAAGAGGACAACGACUCAAGAGUUGAGUCCUCAUCAGAGAGUUCUCAUGAUGUGUCAGUGACAUGGUUAGAUGACAUCCUUGGCAGCUACUAUGAGGACUUUCUGGUUGAUGAAACACACAAAAAGGCCAAUUCAGAAGAAAACACCCAUUUUGAAGAAUCUACUGGGAUUAGUUCCGUCCUUGAAGACACAAAUGGAAGCAUUGAAACCAAAGAAAUCGAGUACUCCUCCACGGGUUGUGACCAAUCUUCAUUUACAGAGGAAAUAUUUGAGUAUAUGACAAAUGCACUAGAUAAUAGUGGAGAAGAUGAGAAACAUGUGGAUGAUGAGGCCGGUUGCAACUCAAAGACACUUGAUGAACAGACAUUUGACAGCACUCAGAAUCAGAAGAUGAGUGAUACUAGCACAACUGACGAGACAAGUGAAGAUGGAUGUUCAAGCAGCCUAGAGAACAAUGAUGAGAGCAGUACAAUGGAGAGGGAAAUUGAGUUGGUGGAUGUGUCUGAGGAAUGUAACAUGACUGAUCAAGAUCAGUAUUUGUUGGAAAAAGACCAAGGUAAAGGUAGAAGGUUCCAAAGAACAAGUUGCAUAGAUAGUGAAGAUGAAAACACAAGCAAGAAUUGGAAAGGUUCAAUUAGGAGAAAGAGGGUUGUUGAAGAUGAUGACGAGAUGAGAAAGUUCAACCCCAAAGAGCCAAAUUUCCUGCCUUUGGUUCCUGAACCAGAAAAAGAAAAGGUUGACCUGAAGCAUCAAAUGAUGGAUGAGAGAAAGAAUUCGGAGGAAUGGAUGCUUGAUUGUGCACUCAGACAAGCUGUGACAAAACUUGCACCAGCUAGGAAGAAGAAGGUGGCACUGCUAGUUGAAGCCUUUGAAACGGUGAUGCCAGCACCCAAAUGUGAAAACCGUUUGAGAAACAAUUCAGCAUUUGGUCAUGCAGGAAGAAUUCAAGCUUGUAGCUGAUGGAUGUUGCUGAGUCUACAGUCAUGAAAGGUGAACCAAGAGAAAGUGUUAUCUUCUUGCACGGGAAGCAUAACCAAACCUCUGAGGAGAAAUAUGCCACUACACCAAGUAAAUUUGGCUGGCAUAUCCAACUUUCUGAAACGUGGAUAAACUCAGCUUCAAACAUCAAGGACUUGUAACAGUAAAACUAAGAGUGAAGCUUCAGAAAGGAAACUUGUGGUUGCUGUUUAGCCUUGUGGAUUUGCUUUACCAGAAUGUUUAGUGAAUUUUAAUCAUGUGUUGUUUACUUUGUUACAUAUGUUUGUACUUGAUGCACUAGUAUAUUUGUGUUGAUGAAGAUUAUCCAUGCCUCUGGACUCUGAUAACUAGUUUGUACAAUGCAGGACAGCUAAUCAUUACGUAAUUUUCUGUUUUCACUUUCA